GGUGCCACAAGGACUCCUUGUUAUAUAUUAAAAAAAUACGUAGUAACCCUUUCCCUCAUUCCGAGAGAGAGUGGCAGCACUGACUGAAAAAGCGCCAUAUUAGCUAACUCCCACAAACACCUGCCCUCUAUGACAUGAAUCAGGAAAAGAGGGCAGACUAGACAGCGUCAUAGAAGCAUGUUGUCGGUAGGACUGUGCCGGUGCUCAGUAAGUAAACUUCUGAAUCUUUGUUCUACCCUUUUUCAAGACUCUUGUUUUUCCUCCUCUUUAUAUGUUAAGACUCUUGGUAAUAGUUCCUCUAACAAGGCUGUAGCUUUUUUGAUGGCUCGGAGAAGAGCCUUUUAUUUUUACUGUAUGUCUCCAAAGAUGUAGAAAAUAAGCACUGUGAAGUAACUCAAACAUAUGUAAGCAACUUAAUUAUACAUUUUAAAAACUUUUUAACAAAAACUGUGAUAAGUGACUCGAUUCAUUUGGUUUUCUCAGAAGAUAAUCAAGCUUAUGUGAAUUAAACUUUUCCUGUAAUUAAGACUUUGCAGCUUCUCUGCCAGUUUCCCUUUAAAAGGAUUCUUUUCUGUCAGACCCACAAACAAGCGAGCCCAGAAGAAUCUAGUCCUUGGUAAAAAUCUUUAACAACUGUCUCCUUUGACAGUUAGGCUGAAUUUUAUUGUUCUGUAAUGGUUAUAACCUUUCUUUAAAGGGGAAAAGAGGUAAUUACUUUUGUAACUCGUUUUUUUUUCCUUUAUAAAACAGAACAACAACAAACCUUAACUGGAAUAAAAUACUCUUUGAUUCUGGAGAGUAUUCAUUUAAGACCUUUUUUAAUUUCAUAUUGUCCAGUUUUCCCCUCCUCACUCACUAGUGGCCCAUUUUAUAUCUCGGGAGAAAAACGUCUUAAAUGUGCCCACUAUUCUUAAAACCUGCCUCACAAUGGCUUGUCAGUGAUAGGUGUGCCUCCAGACCCUGAAUUCCUUCCCGAUUGACCCCAGAAAAUGAUGAAAGGGUCAAGAAAGUCUAACAGACAAAUUUGGGCUUCUCACUAGGCAGAAAGGGGGCGGGGUAAGGGGGGGACUUUGUGUCUAAUACUACUUUCUGAUUGGUCCCUUCACAGGGCUAAGGGCAUAGCCGCCUGUCCAAAACUGAAUAAGGUAAUAGAUAUGUGUAUACUUAUAUUCUCCAACAAAGAACAGGAAGCCUCGGGUAUUUGGUGCAUAUAAUGAAGGCCAUGUGUAUUUUGCAGCAAGUUUAACCUAAUUUCACAGCAAGACCCGUGGUUUCUGUGGCACUACAGUGCUAACUUCUGUAGUGAACUGAAAAUUCUGCAGCAGCAUCUGGAAAAUGUAGAAGUUACAGAGAAGCACAGUAGCUGGAUCUUUCUAAUACACUUACUGGUAGUGAAUAAUUAAAUUUCCGCAUUACAUUCCAGAGUCAACAUCCAGUUAAGAUCAGCUUCUAUUCGGAUCAUAUUUGAAAGGUUAUCUCCACAGUCAUGAUGACUAGAAACUUGUUUUUUGAAAAUUAAAAGAUUGGAAUCUCCUGCACUCUUCUGUACAGAGAGUAAUGCUGUAGGAACUCAGGCAGUUUCAGCAUUGCAGAAUACACAGAGCCAUAUUUAUAUAACCCAAGUACCCUCAACAGUAUCUAAUGACAAACACCCUUCAUGGGAUGUCUUCUCCCCACUGACAAGCACACCCAAGAGUACCAUGUGUUUGCCUAAAAGUGCAAACCACUUUUCCCACCCCUACCAGUUCAUUAUGAUUGUCAAUCUGUACUGAUAAGAAACUCAGAACCAAAGUAGCAGGGGCUGUUGCAUGUGGACCCAGAGGACAUCUGAUAUAAUCCCCCUCCUCCCCCAUCACUUGUGGCUCUGAAAACCAUGUGGUGUAACCUUCGCUGUCCUGUCUCUUACAGAUCAAUAGACUGUCGCUAAAGCUGCAAGUUUGUCACAGAAGUCAUGGCUCCGUGACUUUCCAUGACUUCUGCAGCGGCCAGUGUGGCUGGCUCUGGAGCUGCCUGAGCAGCUCAGGCAGCCUUUGGGCACGUCGCACUGUCUGCUGCUGGGGCAGUCUUAGGCCACCGCUCCCCGCACCCAAUAGCAGAAGGAGGAGUUUGAGUUGGGGAGGUGGAAUAUGUGAAGCAUGGAGCCCUUGGAGCUGGGUAGUGCUGGUGUACUUCAUGAGCAAAACUCCAUUCAUGUCCCGACAACAAAGGCACUGACCAAUCCCUGCCUUCCUUCUUAAAGGAAAGCCCAGAAGGUACAUUCUAUUGAAGAAUCUCCAUUUGAAAGGGACACAGAACAAGAGCACAGCCACUUAUCUUAACAGUCAUGGAGGACACUGGUAACAGCAAGGAGGAGAUAUUGACCUCCAGAAAUGAAACAGCAGCAGACAAACCCUCUCUGCUAAACAAUGCUGUCCGAAACCAUUCAAUAGAUACAGUCCGGCAGCUGUUGAAAGAAGGAGCAGAUGUUAAUUCCAAGGUAGAAGGUGGUUGGACACCUCUGCACAGUGCUGUACAGGCUGAUGAGGAAGAGAUCGUUGAUCUUCUGCUGGAGAAAGGUGCUGAUCCGUGUGCUAGGAAGAAAAAUGGUGCCACUCCCUUUGUUGUCGCAGGGAUAGUCGGAAAUGUGCGACUUUUAGAGCUCUUCCUUUCUAAGGGGUCAAAAAUCAAUGAGUAUGAUGACAAUGGUUUCACAGCUUUUAUGGAGGCUGCUGGCUAUGGGAAUGAGGAUGCCUUAAGAUUCUUAUACAAUAAUGGGGCAGAUGUGAAUUUGAGGAGGGUGGUUAACGAGGAGAAAAGGACACUGAAUAAAGGUGGGGCAACAGCCCUGAUGGAUGCUGCCAGGGAGGGCCACCUCUCAGUUGUAAACAUGCUUGUCAGUGAGAUGAAGGCUGACAUGAACAUCUGUGACAACCAGGACAGGAAUGCUUUAAUCUAUGCCUUCCUUCCAAGUGAUAACAAGACAAGGGAGUCAAUUCUCCCAAUAGUUCAUUUCCUGCUGGAUUGUGGUGUUGAUGUGAACAGAAGAGAUGAACAUGGGAAAACUACCCUCAUCCUGGCAGUCGAGAUGCAAAGUCUGGAUUUGGUGAAAGCUUUAUUGGAGAAGAAUGAAGUUGACAUCAAUGAUGCUGACAGAGAGGGCAAAACAGCACUGAUGAUAGCUGUAGAGAAAAACUAUUACGAAAUAGCAAAGCUACUGUGUGAAAGAGGGGCAAGGACCGACCUUGGGGACCUUAUUGGGAUUGUCAAUAGGAAAUACAAUAAGAAAAUGGCAGAUCUUCUUCGCCCGUACGGCGCCAAGGCUGGUCCAAGUCAACCUCAAGAUUGGGAACCCACCAGCAAAUGCUGGGGAGAGCAGCUGAAAGUUCUCUACAACAUGUAUCGUCCUAUGAUUGGAAAACUUAAAAUCCUCCAACAUAAUGAUUUCAGGAUUCAGAGAACCUCCCAAGGGGGCAUCUACCUGGGACUCUAUGAUGGGAAAGAGGUGGCUGUGAAGAUAUUCUGCAUUGGCACAGAAAUUGCUAAACAAGAGAAAAUGUGCCUUGAACAAUGUUUGACCAGCAACCAUUUAGUAAAGCUUUUUGGUGCUGAAGAAAAGAAACCCUGCCUGUACUUGUGCCUCUCGCUCUGUGAGAAGAACCUUGAAGAACACCUGAGUGCAUCAGAGAAUGAAGUGAAUUGCAAGAGUGUUCUUAAGACACUCUUUGAGGCAGUUCAAGAACUACACAUGUUUGGAUUUGGCCAUCAGGAUCUACACCCACGUAACAUUUUGAUAGAUGCUGCUGGUAAAGUUCGCUUAGCGGAUUUUGAUAAGAGCAAAAGAUUGAGUGAAGGACAGAAGGAUGAUGUUAUAAUCAAAGACCUGAAGGCGCUCAGCAGGCUGGUCUUGUAUGUUGUAACAGUGGGUAAGGUCCCCUUUGAGGAAAAUGAUAGAGAUGAUUUGGAUAAAAGUUGUCCAGAGGAUGUGCAGGACUAUGUGGAGAUAGCAGACCUUAGGAAAAGUCUGGUCUCUCCUGGUGAAGGAAGCCCAGUUGAGAACCUGCUGAGAGACUUGAUCCAACAUCCCUUUUUCUGGAGCAAGCAGAUCAGGUACAGGUUCCUGAGAGACGUUGGGAAUGAGAGCGAUAUCAAAACACGCAACACCAAGCAUCACAACAACAAGAGUGAGAUUCUGAAAGCUUUGAAUUGUGAUGGGCACCCUCUGCAGCAGUGGACUGAGCAGAUUGACAAAUUGGUUCUGGAUAGCAUGCUCAAGCACUUCAAGAACAAGAAGAAACAGUAUGAAAACUAUGUCACGGACCUACUGAGGUUCAUCAGGAACAUGGGCGAGCACUUUGAUGAGAGGGAAGAAAAGGUCAAGGAAAUAAUCAAGGAGCCCUCGGAGUAUUUCAUGAACCUAUUUCCAGAACUGACAGUUUAUGUCUACAAGUGUUUAUGCAGCAUACAGCAUCGUAGACAUUUUCCAAGCCCUGAGAGUCUUUCUCAGGUGUAACAAGUUCAGAGUGGGGGAGGAACCUUGACAGCUCCUAUGGGUGGGGUACUUGGAGCUUGGUUCGGGUUCCUAUCAGUAGGCUUCCCUGGACUAAGGUUUUAGUGGAUAGGGCUCCCUGGGCUAGGGGUAGGUUGCAAAUGGUACGAUUUUUCAGGAUAGGGUUAGGAUUCCAGUGGUUAGUGCUCCCCUGGGUAGGGUUAUGAUUUCAAAUGGCAGGACGUGUCAGAAUAGAAUGUUUCAAGGGGUUGGGGUCUGUGCACAAGAGUCUUGUUCCAGAGAACAACGCUCCCCAAACGGUAGGACGUGUUGGGAUAGGGACUGGGUUCCCAAGGUGGUGCUCUUAGGGCUAGGGUUAGCAGUGUUGUAAGUAGAAUCCAUUUCUUACCAGUACAGGAGGAGGGGCACCAGCUAAGGGGGGACACAUGACCUCCCCACGUGACCCUCCAUGUCACUGCUCCCCACCCACCCCCAGCCUGGGGACCCUACGCUCUCCCCAUCCCCUCUCCUUGAUGGACAGAGAAAGAGGGAGGCGUAGGGGGGCCUUGGAGCAUUUAGUCCUCCUUUCUAUCAUUGAGUCCCUCUCUUGGAAAACAUUUCCAGCUGAUAUUCAGAAGACAGUGUCAGAAUAUUCCCCGGUAGUUUUCCCACCUGUUUCCUAGUCCUCUGUCUCCCUUCCUGCUUGUUGGCUCUGUUUACAGCUUAAAUGCAAAUUAAGCAGAGCACACGUUCCUGAGACAGACCUGUUGCCAACCACAGUUUGGAACAUGUGUUAAUUACGUCAUACAGGGAAAUCGUGUAAUUUCACAUACAGGAUUGCCACACACAUUUUAUUAGGACAGUAUUGACCAGCUAAUCUUCAAAUGAUACUUACAAGACAUGUCUUGGACAAAGAUUAUUAUAAUUGUGCGUAGGGUGUAGACACGAGUACAUUGUCACACUGCCAUCCUGUACCUGUGCUGUGUAUUCACAGUCAGGUUUGGCCUCCCUCUCACCUGAGCAGGCAGGUCCUUUUGUUCCCAUGGGCUUUGCUUACCAAUCCCAGUUAUCAAAUAGGCUGGCAUUACAUUUAUAUUUUGUUUAAAAGCAUAAAAGACAACUUGCUGUGAGGGGAGUCCUAGCUUCAACGCCAGACUGGGCUCUUUAAUCUUUCCUCCCCAGAGAGCAGCUUUCCAGCUCUCUCGAGAUCUGUCUUUGUAGUUGGGAUUGAAAACUAACUAAACUGGGCCUUUCUCUUUUAAAUGUUGCAUAAGUACCAGUAACAGCUGGAUGAGUGACAGGCCCAGGUAUACGUUGUAUAGUUGUUUUAUAAGCAGUUGUUUCAUUAGAAGUUGGAGAGACAUUUACGACGUGUAUUUAAUGCAUCCAGUUGGUAAUCUCAUACAUUUUCAUUUUAAUGCUACAUCAUUAUGAGAGUCUGGAACUAUUUCUGUGUAGUAUGGAAACCAGGGAGCAGAUCUUGCAAACUCUUACGAUUGUAAGUAAUACUGAAUCCUGUGAGUGGGCUCACUGAAGCCAAAGGGAGUACUGGGAUAAGUAAGUAUUACAUAUGUAAGUAAGGCUUUACAGGGUCUGCCCCUAGAAUCAGCACAGCACUGGUGCAGAAGCUUUGAUGCAUGAGGGCUGGCAGGAGCUAAUAUAUUUUCCUGUAUCUAUUCACAAUACACAUAUUGAUGCUUAUGAUAUGUAAUCAGUGCAAUUAGAUGCCUGCAGCAUUCUUUGCUUUUUCAACUGUACCUGCUUUCUGCCCUAUCUGAUAUACGCAGUUAUUGGGUUUUUGUCUUUUACAGUGAGAUUUUUGUCAUCAGUAUUCCCAGAUAAAUCUGGAAUAAACUCAGUUGGACAAUCA
This is a messenger RNA of Gopherus evgoodei (Goodes thornscrub tortoise), 6335 nucleotides long. Its product is annotated as 2-5A-dependent ribonuclease-like. Gene Ontology annotation, biological process: protein phosphorylation; mRNA processing. The transcript is spliced from 7 exons. The record is from RefSeq and is a predicted model, not a curated record. Lineage: Eukaryota; Metazoa; Chordata; Testudines; Testudinidae. The coding region runs from base 2324 to 4489 and encodes 721 amino acids. Gene Ontology annotation, molecular function: RNA binding; RNA nuclease activity; protein kinase activity.